Messenger RNA from Lottia gigantea (owl limpet), 963 nucleotides. RefSeq lists its product as hypothetical. Bases 1 to 963 code for a protein of 320 amino acids. The transcript has 3 exons. The record is from RefSeq and is a predicted model, not a curated record. NCBI's taxonomy places the organism in Eukaryota, Metazoa, Mollusca, Gastropoda, Lottiidae. Gene Ontology annotation, molecular function: chitin synthase activity. Gene Ontology annotation, cellular component: cell periphery; cell septum.
AUGUUAAGAAUACUUUCUCUCUUAUGUUUUUCAGAUUUUUGGUUAGUUAAAGCAUCCCAAAAUAUUAUUGGAUCAGUAACUUGUUGCCCUGGUUGUUUUAGUUUGUAUCGAGCUAAGGCUCUUGCUGAUGUUCUGCCAACUUUUCAGGAACCCAGCAAUUCUGCUUUUGAUGCACUCGUCAAAGAUCAUGGUGAAGAUCGUUGGUUGUGUACAUUGAUGAUGUUAAGAGGCUGGAAAUUGGAGUAUAUCGAUCAUUGUCGUAACUCCACCCAUUGUCCAGAAACCUUUAUGGAGUUUCUCGGACAAAGACGACGUUGGGUGUUAUCUGAGCUGUCUAACAUGGUCCUCAUCUUUAAAAAUCUUCGAUCUCUUGUCAGAAGCAAUGCUGCCUUCUCCGCCGUCUUUAUCUUGUCAUUGCUUCAGAUGUUCCUGUGGGUCCUCAUCUCACCCUCAACGACCCUACUCGUCAUGUUUGUUGCGUGUGAAGCCAUAUUUGGUCUAUCAUUGGUUUGGUCGGUUCCUAUAUCGUUUAUUGUAUUUGUUGCUUACUGUGUAUUGUGCUGUGUUGGAUCAGUGAAGAUUCAGAAAUGGGCAACAUGGGCUAUGUUAUGUUUAUCAAUAAUCUUAAUGAUAGCUGUUAGUGUUGGUUUUGUUUAUUUCAUGACAAUAAGCAUUAUGGAAGAUGUUCGUGAUGGUUAUGUUGAAUUUCGGCCGUAUUUCCUAAUACCGUUGCUGAUUGGUGGAGUUGUUUAUGCUGCAUUGAUACAUCCCGGAGAAUGGUUAAAUCUUAUUUAUGGUUUAAUAUACGCUGUAUUAUUUCCUGCUAUGUUUAUCAUUCUACCAAUCUAUGCUGUAUCUAAUAUUGUAGAUCAAUCCUGGGGAACUCGUGAGCUGGUAAGUGUUAUUCAAAAUACCAAAAAUAUAUUAUCGGGGAAGUGGACUUAUUUAAGACAGGUCACAUGA